AUGAUAUCUGAAAUUCAUCUUGAUGAUAGAAAAUCAGAAGCUAUGAAAUCUUACUUUGGUGGAAAUGCUAUUAAGACCCUCAUUCAUAUAUCAGCUUCCAAGCCUAAUUAUGACAUUGGUUCCACUAGUAAAAUAAAACUUGUACAAAAAAUAAAACCAAAACAAAUGCUCAAAGAAGCAUCCCAAGUAUGGUCAUUGUCAGCUGCUGACUUGAAUGAUGAUGAUAUUGAUUUGAUUGAUUCUGAUGAUCUUUUAGAUGCAGAAGAUUUGAAGAAACCAGACCCUAAGUCACUAAAAGUGGACUGUGGUGGUAAUCGAGCAAAAAGAAAAGCUUGCAAAAACUGUACCUGUGGUUUAGCUGAAGAACUGAAAAAUGGAGAUGGUUCCAAACCUGCAAUGCCAAAAUCUGCUUGUGGUAAUUGUUAUCUUGGAGAUGCCUUUCGUUGUUCAGGCUGCCCUUACCUUGGAAUGCCUGCCUUCAAGCCAGGAGAGAAAAUAAUUAACUUUUGGUUACAAACGCAGUGGCUUGUGCUACGCUGUCCAGAAGAGUAA
Acanthosepion pharaonis is the source of this 552-nucleotide messenger RNA. The record is from the annotation of a GenBank genome assembly. NCBI's taxonomy places the organism in Eukaryota, Metazoa, Mollusca, Cephalopoda, Sepiida, Sepiidae.